Messenger RNA from Penicillium vulpinum, 447 nucleotides. Its product is annotated as MARVEL domain-containing protein. NCBI's taxonomy places the organism in Eukaryota, Fungi, Ascomycota, Eurotiomycetes, Eurotiales, Aspergillaceae. Gene Ontology annotation, cellular component: membrane. The record is from RefSeq and is a predicted model, not a curated record. The coding region runs from base 1 to 447 and encodes 148 amino acids. The transcript has 3 exons.
AUGACCCUCCCGUGGAUAUACCCUGUCCGAGCUGUGCAAGCACUCUUUGGCGUGAUCGUGAUCGGCUUGACAGGAUAUGUGGUUUCAACAUUCUACAAUGGAUGGUCAUACUCGGAUACUGUCAACUUCCUCCUCUUCCUCGGUUGCUGGACUGCCUUUGUAGCAGUGCCCUAUCUCGCCAUAGCACCAAUAUGGUUCCCUCGCCUUGCACACCACUAUGUGAUUCCUGCUGUUGAAGUGAUUACCAUGAUCUUUUGGUUUGCCGGGUUUAUCGCUAUGGGAGCGAUGUUGCCUCCGCCAAGAUGGUGUCAUGGCAGUGCAUGCAGCUCGCUCCAGGCAGCAACGGUAUUUGCAGCUUUUGAAUGCUAUUUCGGUAUCAUCGAUCUUAUGAACCACCGCCGCGGCGGAGAGGCGAAAACACAUUCGAAUGUGCAUAUCGGAGUUUGA